Messenger RNA from Pectinophora gossypiella (pink bollworm), 1466 nucleotides. Its product is annotated as cysteine-rich hydrophobic domain-containing protein 2. The coding region runs from base 99 to 596 and encodes 165 amino acids. The transcript is spliced from 3 exons. The record is from RefSeq and is a predicted model, not a curated record. NCBI's taxonomy places the organism in Eukaryota, Metazoa, Arthropoda, Insecta, Lepidoptera, Gelechiidae.
UGUUCGUGUUGCUUUUUCCAUGAAUGUGUAAAAAUCUUACAAAACAGUGCUUUGUUAUGUGUUGACUGAUUAAAUAGAGGUGUUAUUGAUUAUUUACAAUGGCAGAUUUUGACGCAAUUUAUCCAGAUGAAACAGAAAGUGAAGAAAAUAUAGAAGAGACACAUGUGACGUUAGUACCUGAUCCAAUCAUCGUCCGUGGAGCUGGGAAUAUGACAGUUUUUGGUCUGAGCAACCGCUUCAACACAGAGUUCCCAUCGGGGCUGCAGUCUCGAGUGGCACCAGAAGAGUACCAGGCCACAGUGUCGCGGAUCAACAGUGUGCUCAAGAAAACCUUGCCGGUCAACGUGAAAUGGCUGUUCUGUGGCUGCGUGUGCUGCUGCUGCACUCUCGGAUGCUCUCUCUGGCCCGUCAUAUGUCUUAGUAAAAGGACGCAACACUCACUGAACAAGCUGCUGGAGUGGGAGAAUAGCAGGUUGUACAACAAACUCGGGCUUCGCUGGCGGAUCACCAAGCAACACUGCGACUCCUCCUCCAUGAUGGAGUAUGUACUCCUCAUCGAAUUCAUACCGAAGAUUCCCAUAUACAGGCCAGACUAAAUCUACUUUGAAUUGCCAGAAUCACAGGCUUACACCUUGUAAAUACCAUAUAUCUAAAUUAUUAACGUCUUCAAAUCUCAACAAGUAACAUUUACAUGGAUAAGCCUACAUUAGGUAAGUAAUGAAACGGAUUAUAAUAGGAGAAAUGCAUGACUCAACUUUUUCAAGAAUUGCUAAGAGCUGUAAAUAUACAUACUUUUAAACUAAAGUGUAUUAAUACUGACAAAUAAAGUUGUAUGUUAACUGCUUUUUUACGUAUAAUAGAGUCACUAUAUGAAUAUUGCAAGCUUCCUUUUGUUUAAGAACGCAACAUGUUAGGAUUACUUUUAAGAGUUCGAAGGAUUGUUAUUGAAGUCGACCUCGCUAUUUUUUUUUUAUAUGAUUGGUAUUUAUGUGAAGAGGAAUGGAUACAAUGUACAUAUUUUGUAAUUUUAGUUUAAUAUAAUUUGGCAUGUGCAAUUCAAGGUAUUUUGAUAAUCGAAUUUAUAUAAUUAUACAUGUUAUUAAUACAUUUUACACGUUAAUUUAUUAGUGAUUUCAAACAUUACUCCAGAUACUUCUUUAUCUGAUAGUUUAUGUUAACAUUUUGUACUAGUACAUCAAUUCUUGCUCGAUCACUUUUUAUUUAAAAUAUCGAAAUGACUUGGUUAAAGUUGUAGGCACUUUAAAAGUAAAAAUAUUUUUGAAUAUUUCAGUUCCAUAUACUGCAAUUAGAUUAUGGAGGUAAAAAUUUCAUUUAGCAUCAAAAAUUUUAUAAUGUAUUCCCAUCUUACCAAUGUUAGUUAGAUACCUAUAUGGUUACAGCCACCACUUAGUACCGACUACUUGCGUGAUUGUUUGUCUUUAAAACAUUGAAGCUAUAACAUUCUU